Molecule: messenger RNA, 4788 nt
Organism: Suricata suricatta (meerkat)
Lineage: Eukaryota; Metazoa; Chordata; Mammalia; Carnivora; Herpestidae
Gene: PLEKHG3
Product: pleckstrin homology and RhoGEF domain containing G3
Exons: 18
Coding region: 141-4145 (1334 amino acids)
Molecular function (GO): guanyl-nucleotide exchange factor activity
Source: RefSeq, a predicted model, not a curated record
CACUGCCGAGAGCGACUUUCAAACUCGCGCCCGCGUCGCGGCCGCACCUGGGCAGCCUCUUGCGCCGAGCGUGCCGGACCCUGCGGGGCGGCGACCGUGCGAAUCUCCCCGGAGUGCCCUCGCCAGGCAGCGAUGCCAGGAUGCCUGUGUCGGCCACGCUCCGCCAAGAUGGGAGCCAGGGGCGGCCGGUGAGCCUCGCCUCCACCACCUCGUCGUCGGGUUCGUCCCGUGACAGCCGUGGUACCAUGGAGGAGCCCAGCGGCCCAGAGGCCGCGGCCGAGAAUGGGGCGGACUCCCCGCGCGGCCGGCACCCCGCCAUCGGCAACCCCAACUCCAGCGGCUGGCUGAGUGUGCGCGGGCCCCUGUCCCCGUUCAGCAGCCGGGCCCCUGCCGCCCCGGCGCUCAAGCUCAGCUACCUGGGCCGAGUGGUGCGGGAGAUUGUGGAGACGGAGCGGAUGUACGUGCAGGACCUGCGCAGCAUCGUGGAGGACUACCUCUUGAAGAUCAUUGACACGCCUGGGCUGCUGCAGCCAGAACAAGUCAGCGCCCUCUUUGGGAACAUAGAAAGCAUCUAUGCCCUGAACAGCCAGCUGCUCAGAGACCUGGACGGCUGCAAUAGUGACCCCGUGGCUGUGGCCAGCUGCUUUGUGGAAAGGAGCCAGGAGUUUGAUAUCUACACCCAGUAUUGCAACAACUACCCCAACUCAGUGGCCGCCCUCACCGAGUGCAUGCGGGACAAGCAACAGGCCAAGUUCUUUCGGGACCGGCAGGAGCUGCUACAGCACUCUCUGCCCCUGGGCUCCUACCUGCUGAAGCCUGUCCAGCGCAUCCUCAAGUACCACCUGCUGCUCCAGGAAAUUGCCAAACAUUUUGACGAAGAAGAAGAUGGCUUCGAGGUGGUGGAGGAUGCCAUCGACACCAUGACAUGUGUGGCCUGGUACAUCAAUGACAUGAAGAGGAGGCACGAGCAUGCAGUCCGGCUCCAGGAGAUUCAGUCACUGCUCAUCAAUUGGAAGGGACCAGACCUGACUGUCUAUGGGGAGCUCGUCUUGGAGGGCACGUUCCGUGUGCACCGCGUGCGCAACGAGAGGACCUUCUUCCUCUUUGACAAAGCGCUGCUCAUCACCAAGAAGCGAGGCGACCACUUUGUCUACAAGAGUCACAUCCCGUGCUCCUCCCUGAUGCUGAUUGAAAGCACCAGAGACUCCCUGUGCUUCACCGUCACCCACUACAAGCACAGCAAGCAGCAGUACAACAUCCAGGCCAAGACAGUGGAGGAGAAACGGAGCUGGACUCACCACAUUAAGAGGCUCAUCCUGGAGAACCACCACACCACUAUCCCCCAGAAGGCCAAGGAGGCCAUCUUGGAAAUGGACUCCUACUAUCCCAGCCGGUACCGCUGCAGCCCAGAGCGCCUGAAGAAGGCUUGGUCCUCCCAGGAUGAAGUGUCCGCGCACGUGCGUCAGGGGCGCCGGCAGUCUGAGCCCGCCAGACACCCACUCAGGCAACUCAGCGAGAAAGCAAGCAAAACAGCAGGAAUGAAGCAUGCAGGCAGUGCCGGCGCUCUCCUGGACUUUGGGCGGCCUCCUUAUGCUCAGGGCGUACAGCCAGAGGCUGAAGGGGCUGCCCGGGAGGAACAGGAGGAGGAGGAGGAGGAAGAGGAGGAGGAGGAGGAGGUUGUGGUGGAGGAGGAGGAACAGGCCUUUCAGGUGUCUCUGGAAGACUUGGCAGGGCAUGAAGGCAGCAAGAAGGGGGCCAGGCUGGAACCCCAAGGCUCGGAGGAGGAGGAGGAGGAGGAGAGCCUGGCAGUGGCGGAGCAGGUAGCCGACUUUGCCAGCUCCCUGCUGGCCGCCCUCCACUGCUGGCACUAUCGGGCCAACGCUUUACUUUUCUCCCGGGGCGCUAUGGAGAAGGGGCGUAGGGAGUCCGAAGGCCCCAAGGGCCGCAGAAGGCCCAGCAGCCGGUCUCCGACUAGUGCUGAGAAGCGCAUGAGCUUUGAGUCCACCUCUUCGCUGCCAGAGGUUGAGCCGGACCCUGAGCCUGAGACAGAGCAGGAAGUAUUUGCUGCUGUGGAAGGCCCCAGCAUCGAGGAGCUGUCCUCAGACACGGAGUCUCCAGAGGUCCUGGGAACACAGCUUGAUGCCCACCGGGAGCUGCUGGGGCUGGACCCCCCGGGGGACAUGGUGGACUUUGUGGUGGCCGAGAGCACCGAGGACCUGAAGGCUCUGAGCAGUGAGGAGGAGGAGGACAUGGGUGUCACACAGGAGCCCGAGAGCCUCCUGCCACCGUCCGUGCUGGACCAGGCCAGCGUCAUUGCUGAGCGGUUUGUCAGCACCUUCUCUCGGCGGAGCAGCCUGGCCCUGGAGGACGGCAAGGCCAGUGGCUUCGGGAGCCCGAGGCUGACAAGCCGGAGCAGCAGUGUGCUCAGCCUCGAUGGCAGCGAGAAGGGCUCAGCCCGGCGUGGCAGCACCACCGACUCGCUCAGCUCGCAGCUGCCCCCAGACGUGGACGGCGGUGUAGGGGCGGCCAUGGAGAGCAGCCCUUCGGUCAACGGGACAGAGCCCCCGAGCCCAGGCUGCCCAGCAGAGCCCGACAGGUCUUCCUGUAAGAAGAAGGAGUCGGCCCUCUCCACCCGAGACCGGCUGUUGCUGGACAAGAUCAAGAGCUACUACGAGAACGCAGAGCACCACGACGCAGGCUUUAGCGUCAGGCGCCGAGAGAGCCUCUCCUACAUCCCCAAGGGGCUGGUCAGAAACUCCGUUUCCAGAUUCAACAGCCUUCCCAGGCCGGACCCAGAGCCGCUGGCUCCACUGGGGCACAAGAGGCAGGGGGGCCCCCGGCCGGCCUCGUGGGCCAUGUUUGACCUCCCAGGCCCCAGCCUGGCCAGUGCUGGGGAGCCAGCUAUCACAGACGCUGAGUUCCGACCGUCCUCAGAAAUCGUGAAGAUCUGGGAGGGAAUGGAGUCUCCCAGGGAGGGCUCUCCGAAGGGGCCCGGCCAAGGCCAGGCCAAUGGUUUUGACCUGCACGAACCGCUCUUUAUCCUGGAGGAGCACGAGCUGGGGGCCAUCACCGAGGAGUCGGCCGCUGCCUCCCCUGAGAGCGCCUCCCCCACGGAGCGGCCCAGCCCGGCCCACCUGGCCCGGGAGCUGAAGGAGCUCGUGAAGGAGCUGAGCGGCGACGUCCAGGGGGAGCUGGUGGCUCCCCUGCACCCCCGCAUCGUCCAGCUCUCCCACGUGAUGGACGGCCACGUGAGCGAGCGCGUCAAGAACAAGGUGUACCAGCUGGCCCGCCAGUACAGCCUGCGGAUCAAGAGCAAAUCUGUGCCGGCCCAGCCACCGCUGCGUCGGGGAAAGGGGACUCCCACCAUUCCCUGCCUGCAGGAGGAGGCUGGAGCGCCCUCCGGCGGCAGAGGUAAGAGAAAACCGGUACUGUCCCUCCUCAACGAUGACCAGACGGUGGCCCCGGAGCAAAGCCCACCCAAGCCCUGCUCUCCUCGGCAUUUCUCCUUCAGCCCCACUGCUGCCAGCCCAAGGACCACGUCACCAGGGGUCCGGCCCUCCUCGCGGAGCCCCCUCAGCCCCUUCGACACUGAGACCUUCGACUGGCCUGACGUCCGAGAACUCUGCUCCAAGUACACCUCCCACGACGAGGCGUUCCAGGCCGAGGGCACCCGGCCCCGCGGCCAGCCUGUCAACCGGAGCCGCUCGCUGCCCGAGAACAUGGUGGAGCCCCCUCUGGCGGGCAGGGUGGGCCGCUGCUGUAGUGUGGGCGCCAAGAGGGGCCGGGCAGACCCAGAGGCCACUGAGUCCCAGCUUCCUGGGGGGUUGCGCCAAAGCAGGCCAGUCGGAGAGGAGGCCCUGUAUGUCACCGCAGACCUCACCCUGGAGAACAACCGGCGGGUGAUCAUCCUGGAGAAGGGGGCCCGGCCCUGCCCCACUGUGGGGCUGGAGGAGGGCAGCGGGCAGGGACCAAGCGCACCAGCAGCCGCGGUGGGACAGGACCUGGAUUUCCAGGAGUCUGGGAUUUCCAGGAGUCCAGAGUAUUGGCCAAAGGAAGAGGGUCCCAGGGACCCAGUGGACCCAGGCCAGCAGGGCAGAGUGAGAAACCUGAGGGAGAAAUUCCAGGCCUUGAACUCCAUAGGGUGACACUGAGUCCAAGGAGAGGGGGGAGCCAUGUGGCAAGGGGGAUGGGGAGGUACCUCAGCAGGCUUGCCCUCAGGCCUGGGCUCACGCUACUCAUGAGGGCCCAUGGAAGAAUGCUCUGGUCUACUUGACAAAUGUCUUCACCUGCUGGGAGCGUGCUGGCGCUCCCCUGGGCUCAGGGUGACUUUUCCCAGGCCCAGGUGAGCCCCUCUUCCCACCGAGGCCAGUGUGACCACUUCCCUUGUAUAUAGUUCUUCUCUGGUGAGAAGCUGAAUAUUUAAGCUUUCCUCUCUUCCCAGGGAGAGCAAGCCGUGCUCAGGCCUCCAGGGUUGGGCUGACCACUUCCAGGCUGAGGGGCCCACCCGGAGGAGACGUGGGAAGGUGGCCUGCGGAGGCUUUGCUCUUUAAUUGUGUCUUUUGUUAGGAUCCAGGCAGGAGCAAGGCCCAUAAUUUAUUGCUUUCCAUUCCAUGGUGUGUGUGCGUGCACACAUGUGUGUUUGUGUUCUUGUUGAUUGCUCUCCCGCGAAGAAUGUAACGUGCUCAGUUCAGGUACUUUUGCAGGUGGUUUUGCGAUCCUGUGGUUGUCACUAAUGUAUGUACAUUUCAUUAUUUGCCAAUGGUGCAAUAACCACUGCUGACCAACCGG